CUGACGCCAUCUUGAGGUCACCUUUAUUACGGCAGUUUGUUUACCGAAAGGAAGAAGGCCUGUUGAUCGUCUUGCUCUGAAAGAAGUCUUUUUUGUUGUGUUUUCUUUAAUAUGAAUCCAAAAAAAGGAAAAACGGCAUCGUCUUUUUACACGAUUCUCAUUAAACCCCGCUAAAGAACCAAAUGGAGUGCUUCUUGGUGGACGGAUGAGAAAGUGUUUAGCUACCUGUAUAGCUGAGUUACUGCUAAAAGUGACAGUGCUUAGCGAGGCCAGGACAGUAAAAAGACGUCCCACGCAGAAAAGACAACGGAUAAAGACAACUUCUGAGCCAUGGACAACAAAGAUAAUGGACAGAAGGCAAGUGAUGAGCAAUCAAAUAAGGACAUGGAUCAAAAUACAGUGCACUACGUCCGUUCCGUAGCCUCACGGUCAUCUGCGUGCUCCUCAGUCAGUUUGGCCGCAGCUAAAGCAAGAGCUAAGGCUGAAGCAGCUAAAGCUAAAUUGGAGUUUCAUGAUAAAGAGACAUAUAUUCAGAUUGAGAAGAUAAAACUUGAAGCAUCACUGCGUGCACUCACUCUACAAAAGGAAGUUACAGCUGCUAAUGCUGAAGCAAAAGUAUUUGAGGCAGUAGCAGCAGACAUAGAAGAAGGAAAAUACAGUGAGACAUCCAAGCGCAGCCCUGUAGCCAUACAAACACUGAAAAGGACAGAAGACUAUGUAAAAGAGCAGUCAUCUUACUUCAGUCAGUACGACUACAAGGAUGAAGGGACUCACUCACACCCACCUAACACUAUGCCCAAAGCUGUUAACGUGCAACAAUAUACAGUACCUAUGCCUGCUGCUGUAACCAGGCAACAACACGCAGCAUCAGAUGAAUUCAAGUCUCUUCCCAUUCAUCAGCCAGACAUGACAGGAGGGCAUGUUGAACAAUCCCCCAACUUUAAUUCUUACUAUGGAGGUGACACAAUGCACAAUGUUAAUGUGGAAACUGCUGUUCCUAGCUCUAAUGUAAACUCAGGAAAUCCCACAUUUGAUCUGGCAAGGUUUUUAGCACGCAGCCAAGUCAUAACAUCUGGUCUGGUCAAAUUUGAUGACACUGCAGAACAUUAUCAAGCAUGGCGAGCUUCAUUCAUCAGUGCUAUAGAGCCACUAGGGCUGACACCUAGUGAAGAAGUUGAUCUGAUGGUGAAAUGGCUUGGCAAGGAGUCAGGUGAGCAUGCGGCCAGAAUAAGAGCAGUUAAUGUUAACCGGCCUAUGGAUGGACUAAAAGCAAUAUGGGCAAGACUGGACAAAAUAUAUGGCUCACCAGAGGCAAUUGAAAAUGCUCUUUUCUCAAGACUUGAAGCUUUUCCCAAAAUCCAAUCCCGAGAUAACCACAAACUUCAAGAGCUAGCAGAUCUUCUACAAGAGCUCCAGAUUGCAAAGCAAAGUGACAAGUUGUGUGGUUUGGCCUAUUUGGACACGGCUAGAGGUGUCCGGCCAAUUGUAGAGAAGCUCCCCUACCCUCUACAGGAACGCUGGAUGUCACAAGGUUCUAGAUUUAAAAAAGAAUAUAAUGUGUCUUUCCCACCAUUCUCCUUCUUCAAAGAAUUUGUGUGCACAGAAGCUGAAGUAAGGAAUGAUCCAAGUUUUAAGACUCUCUCACUCACGUGUGCUCCUCAGAGAAAGGAGAAAUGUGCUCCAGUCAGACACCCAGUUGCUGUCAAUAAAACAAAUGUCACACAAGAUCAAAUAAGCACUCCUGUCAAAUUAACAGAGAAAAUUCCUGUUAACCCAGAAAAACAAUGCCCUAUCCAUAACAAACCACACCCGUUGAGUAAGUGCAGAGGAUUUGUUAAAAUGACUCUUGAUGAACGCAAAAAACUUCUCAAAGAACACAUGAUCUGCUAUCGCUGCUGUGCUUCUACAAGUCAUAUGGCCAAAAACUGUCAAGCUCCAAUCAAAUGUUUGGAAUGUGCAAGUGACAGACAUGUUAGUGCCAUGCAUUUCAGUAGAACAAGCGCAGUUCAAUCCUCAAGUCAGCCCCCACCGUGUGCAGAGGACGGCGGGGAGGAAGAGACGAAACAGGAAAUAAGCUCAAACUGCACUAAAGUCUGUGGCAUAGGACAAAGUAGUAAAUCGUGUUCCAAGAUUAUUCUGGUUAACGUGUAUCCCUCAGGUCAACAGCAGAGGAGUAUGAGGAUGUAUGCAGUUCUGGAUGACCAGAGCAAUCUCUCCCUGGCAAGAAGUGAGUUUUUUGAUAAGUUUGACAUACACGGCACUGAGGCUCCUUACAGCAUCACAACAUGUAUGGGCGCAACACAAGCAUAUGGAAGAAGAGCCCAUGGUUAUGUCAUAGAGUCUCUAGACAAAGAAACAUGUCUGCAGCUUCCCACAUUGAUUGAAUGUGACAAUCUUCCUAACAACAGGAAAGAAAUCCCGACACCGGAAGUGGCCUAUCACCACAAGCACCUGAACAAAAUAGCUUCAGAAAUCCCUCCUCUAAACCCCAACGCUGAGAUUCUCCUGCUGAUAGGAAGAGACCUGUUGAGAGUGCACAAAUGA
Molecule: messenger RNA, 2544 nt
Organism: Gambusia affinis (western mosquitofish)
Lineage: Eukaryota; Metazoa; Chordata; Actinopteri; Cyprinodontiformes; Poeciliidae
Exons: 2
Coding region: 331-2544 (737 amino acids)
Source: RefSeq, a predicted model, not a curated record